UUAACGAAACGAGGGCAUUUACGAAGAACGGGACGAACGGGAUUACUACACACCACACAUCAUUUGUUUAACGAAAAUCAAAAGGGGAAAAUAAAAGAAAAAAAAGAGAAAAAGAAAACUAUUUCACCGAUUUUGGUCUCGUGAUCUUCAACCUCGAAUCCAAUCCAGAGGUAAAAGAUCCAAUUCCGCGUUUACUUUGUGAUCGAAAACUCAAUCGCUGUUUCCGAUCACAACCUCAAUCAGAUUCAGCUUUGUUCCUCGCUCUUUCGGAUAUUGAAAGGUCUUAAUUGUUGAUUUUGAUCUAGUCUCUAGUCAAAACUGUGAAGUUUUAAUUCAACUUUUCAAAUUUAUAAUAGAGCCAUGAGUUUUGUUUUUCGAGGAACAAGAGCAGAUAUAGAAAAUGGGUUUCCAGGAUUUAUGCCUGAGAGGCGAGCAUUGCGUGUUCAUGCAGCACGUCCUAGUAAUUCCAAUUCGCUCACUUUUCUCGUGACAGUUCUCCUGUUAUUCAUGAUACUGAACUCUCACCAGAUGUCCCCAAAUUUUCUGCUCUGGCUGGUGCUUGGUGUUUUCUUGAUGGCAACAAUGUUGAGAAUGUAUGCAACAUGUCAACAGCUUCAAGCACAGGCCCAAGCUCAUGCAGCGGCAGCCAGUGGCCUUCUUGGCCACACGGAACUGAGGUUGCAUAUGCCACCAUCCAUAGCUCUCGCGAGCCGAGGGCGUCUGCAGGGUCUUAGACUUCAGCUUGCACUUCUUGAUCGGGAGUUUGAUGAUCUAGAUUAUGAAACUUUAAGAGCUCUGGAUUCAGAUAAUGUUUCUACUGCACCUUCCAUGACUGAGGAAGAGAUAAAUGCUCUUCCUGUGCACAAAUACAAGGUUUCUGGUCCCCAAAGUAGCUCCUCAAUGCAACAAGCAGCAUCUUCCAGUUCUGCUGAGAAGAAGCAAGAUAAUUCAACUUCCGUUGGGAGUAUGAAAGCCUCUGAUGAUGAGCUCACCUGCAGUGUUUGCUUGGAGCAAGUUAAUGUUGGCGAUGUACUGCGUAGCUUACCCUGCUUGCAUCAGUUUCACGCUAGUUGCAUCGACCCCUGGCUGCGGCAACAAGGGACAUGCCCUGUAUGUAAGUUUCGAGCUGGAUCUGGGUGGAAUGACAAUGGACAUAAUGACAUCGCGGACAUGGUUUGAAUACGUCGUCUAAUUUUUAUUUAUGGACGUGUGAUUAUAAUCUACUACAACUGUAACUUAGUCUCGUCAUGUAUCAAAGAUAGUAGCUCAUGACUAGUAUUCGUGUAAUUACCCUGACAUAGGGAUCUGAAGAACAGCAGGAUACCCUGUAACAACCAUACAAGUUAUACAUUUUGUUUCCCAUUAAACUUACAUUUUCUUGGGAUUCAGUGCAUAACCAAAUGGCAUGUACAAUUUUUUUUUUCUGUCCCUACGAAGUUCUCACUCUCUCUCAUGUGUGCACGUAUCUGGGUGGGAUUGGGUUGUAGUUAUAUAGUGUUAUUAACAAGUUACUGGU
Molecule: messenger RNA, 1516 nt
Organism: Abrus precatorius (Indian licorice)
Lineage: Eukaryota; Viridiplantae; Streptophyta; Magnoliopsida; Fabales; Fabaceae
Product: E3 ubiquitin-protein ligase SDIR1
Exons: 9
Coding region: 361-1179 (272 amino acids)
Source: RefSeq, a predicted model, not a curated record